UUUCAGGAAGGCGCUCAUUACACUGCGAGAAAGCGGAACGGUAACUCCUGUGCAGAAGGCCGGUAGCCAUUUUGUUUCUUCUGUUUUUCCUUCUUCAGACUGAAAACUCGAUUAACAAAUACGGGAAGUGCACAAUAAAUCUGCCUUUCCUUGAAAAACAAGUCAGUGGCCAAGAUGGCGUCGAUGCAUAUGCGAGGAGUACGCGCGGUGCUGCGUGUCGUUGGGAUUCUGGGAGCUGUCAUAACUCUAGUGGCCAGCACGGGGAACAUCGUGCAUCUCAGCGUGCAUCCCAAGGACAAGGUACCGCUCGGCGCUUCGAUCACCCUGACGUGUCAGGUGGAUAACGCUGGGUACGGCUCUGGGGUCAGGUGGUACCUGAACGACGUGCGUGUGUUCGGCUACCGUUCCGGACUGCAGGACGCCAAUGACCGAUACAGAGAAGAUGCACCCAUUAUGGGGACAUGGAGGUUCAUGAUCGCAUCUGCGCAGAACGAGGACUCUGGCACGUGGCGUUGCGAGACCGAGUUCCCGCCGCCGAACUCACUGCGGUCGUCCCGCAAACAGAUGCAGCUGAAAAUAGGCGUUCCAAGUAUUCUUAGCCUAUCGAGGGACAUAGAGACAACCCUCAGGUCCUAUGUUCGACUUCAAUGCAACGUGUCAGCGGAACCCGAUGCCUCUGUGAUGUGGCGUAAGGCCACACCUCAGCCAUCCCUACCGUCAAGUGCUAGCAUCGACCCCAUCACUAACGCCCUCAGCUUCAGAGUCAUGACAAUCAAGGAUGGGGGCGUGUACGAGUGUGUGGCUACCAAUGUACUGGGGACUGUUGUCGGUCGCGUGAUAGUCAAUGUUAUCCGUUCCCAGAUGUUAACAAAAAACAGCCUAAACACGGCAACGAAAACCUCAGCCUCUUUGUGUGACGCUCCAGUUAUCGACACCGCCCUCUCGGACGACCGGGUGGUCAGUUGGAUCAAUCUGCCGGUCAACCUGACCUGCGCGUGGAGCGCCUACCCGACCCCUCGGGUCAGUUGGGACAGGAGCGGGGUCAUGGUGGAUCAGACCCGGGUCAGGACGUAUACCAGUGGCAGCAUCAGCGUGUUACAGGUCAGUCCUACAACAACAGACUUUGUAACUUACCGCUGUUUCGUCGACAACAAUCGUGGUAGAGCGGUACACACUGUUGCGCUUGAUGCCGCUGCCACGCCCAGCGCUCCAGGCAACGUCCGUGCUGGGGCUAUUACCCAUGACACCGUGACCCUACUCCUAGAUCCGCCACAAACCAACGGUGGCCUUGCCGUGACGGACCACCGAGUCGGCUACCGCGAAACCAACGUGUUGGGCCUACGAUGGAAAGUUGUUGAAUUUCCAAUUGGCCAGAAUACCAUCAUAACGGGUCUGAAACCAGACACGGAGUACCUGUUCAAGGUAGCGGCUGGCAACGCAGUAGGCUACGGCAAUUACUCGGAUGUAAUCAGGAUCUCCACGCCUAGACAAUACGCAUCCAGUCCAGGAAUGACUACCUUCUACCCCAAUGUAACGCAUACCACGUCCAGUUUCUGGCUGCAUAACGACACCUUCACGCACAGCACAGACGCCGACAACACCACAUCCGAGACGGACUUCGAGUCGGGCUUUCACGGGCCGUCCCCCUUCGCCAUCGUCAUUGGCGCAUUGGUGGCUGUCUUCCUCAGCGCGGUGCUCAUCUUUCUGAUAACAUCCCUGCGGAUUUUCAAUUGGCACAAGAAACGACCGACAGAGGAGCAGCAUCUCUGCCGGAACCGACCUAAUUCAAUAUUCAGCGACGCUUCGCUGUUCCAGUUGAGAAAUGAUAGCGUGCAAUAUGACGUGAUGCCCAUGACCUGUGGCCCCGGGCUUCUACGGGGUGAAUUCGAGUUUCCACGGUACAAGCUUGUGUUUGGUACUGUCCUGGGCACUGGGUCCUUCGGUAAGGUCGUCCGGGGCGAGGCUGACGGUAUACUGAGAACGGGAGCCAAGAGCGUGGUCGCCAUCAAAACACUGAAAGAAAACGCCACCCCAAAUGACCACCAAGACCUACUGAAGGAACUCGGCGUCAUGAAGAUUCUGAAACCUCACCCAAACAUCGUGACGCUCUUCGGGUGUUGCACCGGAGAAGAUCCUCCUUUGAUCAUCAUGGAGUACCUCCCGAACGGAAAUCUCUUGCAACAUCUCCGUAACAGCCGGCAACGCGUGGAGGAUGCGGAGACGCACCGAGCGAGCAUCCGCACCACCAUGUCACCAACGGACCUCAUACGAUACGCGUACGAGAUCGCUAAUGGCAUGACGUACUUGGCAUCCAUGAUGUGCAUUCAUCGGGAUCUUGCUGCCCGGAACAUUCUCCUGUCACGUGACGGUGUUUGCAAAUUAUCUGAUUUUGGAUUGGCCCGUGAUGUCGUCAAUGGAGGAAUCUACCAAAGAAAGACGCAGGGUCGUGUUCCAAUCAGAUGGAUGGCCCUGGAAUCUUUACUUGACAACGUGUACACCAUUCAGAGCGACGUCUGGUCCUUCGCAGUGCUCAUGUGGGAAAUUGUAACCAUCGGAUCGUAUCCUUUUCCGGGCAUGUCUUCCAAGAGACUCAUCAAGGAACUGCAGAGGGGUUAUAGAAUGCCUAGACCAGACCACUGCAGUGGAGACGUGUACGACAUGAUGAUCGAUUGUUGGAGAGAGAACCCGGCCAGCCGGCCAACCUUUGAGAAUCUGAGAAACAGACUGGAGGCAAUUCUCAUCGAAUCCAGAAAUUACUUGGUCCUGGACUUUGAUGAGCACCUUUACGACUACACGUACUCUGGCAGCUCAGACGGCGUAGAUAUUUAAUGUUGCACGGUAUUGAUCGUCCUUCCAAAGUUGAAACCAAUAUUUGUAAAUAAGUAGAUCAAGUCAUCCAAAGUUAUCGCAACUUACCAUAGGUCUUCACAAGUCAUUUAAUAACAAGUCAGGUCAGAAGAUAUACUGUUACAUAGAAUUGCUUAGCCGUAAUUCAUUCUCUGUAAUUCAUUGUCUAUUUAUAGACUUUUGACUGACCUGUUAUGGACGUGUACCCGACAUGAUUGUGAUUCCAGUGCACAUCUCCCACAUAGGGAAUUUACUUUCCAAGUGUCCGGACGCGCCGCACAGACUGUAAAUUCAGUGUAUAAAUUGUAAAUAGCACGACAAAAGAUAAGAAUUUCGAUUUAACAAAUUGAUGGCUUGUAGUCAUUGUAGGCAAUGCUAAUUUAUUUAACAAAAUGUGAUAUUCCCUCAAUAUGUACUUGUUAAUAGUUAUGUUUAUCUACAGGGUGAGUAAAAAAAAUCCGAAACCCAAAUGGCUGGACCAAUUUUUGAAUGAAGUUUUGCCUGUAGCACUUUCAAAAUCUAAGAUUAA
Molecule: messenger RNA, 3376 nt
Organism: Patiria miniata (bat star)
Lineage: Eukaryota; Metazoa; Echinodermata; Asteroidea; Valvatida; Asterinidae
Product: fibroblast growth factor receptor 4-like
Exons: 19
Coding region: 175-2829 (884 amino acids)
Biological process (GO): protein phosphorylation; positive regulation of kinase activity; multicellular organism development
Cellular component (GO): signaling receptor complex
Molecular function (GO): transmembrane receptor protein tyrosine kinase activity; ATP binding; protein binding
Source: RefSeq, a predicted model, not a curated record